Messenger RNA from Naegleria fowleri, 1107 nucleotides. RefSeq lists its product as uncharacterized. NCBI's taxonomy places the organism in Eukaryota, Heterolobosea, Eutetramitea, Acrasida, Naegleriidae. The transcript has a single exon. The record is from RefSeq and is a predicted model, not a curated record. The coding region runs from base 1 to 1107 and encodes 368 amino acids.
AUGCAACCGCAACAGAGAUCGUCCAUUCCCUCCAAAUCCACCAAAGAAUCCAACAACAACACAAAAACACACAACACGGAUUACUUGACGACUAGUAAUGGAAACAAUGUAUCAACAACAACAACAACCAACAAUACACCUUGGCUACCAUCUGCCACCACUGAAUCAUUCCACAACAAUACAAAAAACACCACUAGCAUGACUUCAGAUCAUCCGUUUGGGCCUUUUCAAAUUCACCAACAACAACUCGAUAUAACGAUAACAACAACAACACAAACACCACCCACUCAACACUACCCAUUGUUGUUCUCAUCAUCCUCUUCCAUUUCACCAUCGCCACCAUCCUCCUCAUCAUCAAUAUCGAACCAAUUUACGCCAACGAGUAAUGCUCAUCCUCCUCCUUCUCUCAUCUCCAAUAUGGUCAACAACUCAUUUCCGAAUUCAACUCCAAUGAAUAUUUCCUCCCUGUUACCGUUUGCUAUUUCACCACCUCCAACACGCUUCUUUUCAAUGCUUGUUUCUUCAAGUAGUAGCAAUAACAACAACAUUAAUCAUCAACCACAACAAACAUUACCAACUCAAUCUGUUUCAUCAUCCACUACUGAUGCUGCUAUUGGAGUAAGUAGUAUUGGUGGCACUGUCGGAAAUUACCAAAGUAACAACAACAACCGCAUUCAUCCAUCAUCUCCUCAACAUUACCUCUCAAACGAUAAUACUCUCUUCUCCUCAACAACAAUUCCACUCCAGCCAGCAAUGCCUACAGGAACUAAUGAGAGAGGACAACAACAAAACGUGUUUAUACCAAGCAUUCAUGCCAAUUUUACCACAUUUUCUGGCACUGGUCAAGGAUCAAAUAACACUUCAUCACAACCACCUCCAACAACAACAACAGAUAAUUAUUCUUCAACGUCACAAUCAAUGCAUUCUGAUGAAGGGAAGGAUGUAAUCAAUAUUGGGCCAAACAAUUCGUCGACGUUAUCGAAUAAGCCUCCCUUGGAUGCUCCAGCAGCUGUGUUAUUAUUGGAGCCUCCUCACUUUCGACGAUCAUUGACGAUCACCAUCCGACAAUUCCCACAUCACUCUACUUUACAAGAAAAACUCAAAUGA